Messenger RNA from Miniopterus natalensis, 306 nucleotides. RefSeq names its product cilia and flagella associated protein 141 (gene CFAP141). The record is from RefSeq and is a predicted model, not a curated record. NCBI's taxonomy places the organism in Eukaryota, Metazoa, Chordata, Mammalia, Chiroptera, Miniopteridae.
AUGUCUUCAGAAAAGCUGGUAGAGAUAGAAAAGAGUUUUCAAAGGGCCCUGGAACUUAAGACGAUGGUUGACAGGUGGCGAAAUUCACACACUCACUGUCUGUGGCAGAUGACAUUGAGCCAGAGGAGAAACCCUUAUGCUACCCUAAGGAUUCAGGAUUUCAUGGUACAGGAGUUGGCACUGGCCAACAAGCAACUACUGAUGGUCCGUCAGGCCGCCCUGCACCAGCUGUUUGAGAAGGAGCAUCAGCAGUACCUGCAGGAACUGAAUCAGAUGGGCAAAGCUUUCUACAUGGAGAGACUCUGA